AUGGACAUGAACCUCUAUGAAGCCAUCAAAGGACGAAGGCAUUAUUUGCCAGAACAAAAAGUAAAACACUACAUGUACGAGAUGCUGAAGGCAUUGGACCACAUGCAUCGAAACGGCAUUUUUCAUCGAGAUGUGAAGCCAGAAAAUCUGCUGCUGCUCGACGAUGAGAUCAAGCUGGCAGACUUGGGCAGUUGCCGUGGCAUCUACUCUCGCCAGCCGUUCACAGAGUACAUCUCCACCAGGUGGUACCGUGCACCGGAAUGCCUGCUGACGGAUGGAUACUAUAAUUUCAAGAUGGAUCUUUUUGCAGCUGGUUGCGUUUGUUUUGAGAUCGUGGCUUUGUUCCCUCUCUUCCCUGGACAAAAUGAGAUGGAUCAGAUUCAGAAAAUCCACAACGUGCUGGGCACUCCUCCCGCCGAGCUUCUCGCAAGGAAGUUCCGGCGCAACGCCUCCCACAUGGAUUUCAACUUCCCCGAGAAGAAGGGCACCGGCAUCGAGCGGCUGAUCCCUCAUGCCGACCCGGAGCUCGUCGAGCUCAUGAAAAAGCUAGUGAGGCAGCAGCUGUUGGCCUCUUUGGGCUGUCAGCGCAUCAAGUCCUGUAGACAAGACCAACAUGGCAAUUACGUACGGUGA
Messenger RNA from Symbiodinium necroappetens, 633 nucleotides. The record is from the annotation of a GenBank genome assembly. NCBI's taxonomy places the organism in Eukaryota, Dinophyceae, Suessiales, Symbiodiniaceae.